Molecule: messenger RNA, 4477 nt
Organism: Archocentrus centrarchus (flier cichlid)
Lineage: Eukaryota; Metazoa; Chordata; Actinopteri; Cichliformes; Cichlidae
Gene: ncoa7b
Product: nuclear receptor coactivator 7b
Exons: 17
Coding region: 458-2839 (793 amino acids)
Biological process (GO): regulation of transcription by RNA polymerase II; response to oxidative stress
Cellular component (GO): nucleus
Source: RefSeq, a predicted model, not a curated record
CUUGUAAACAAAGUGGCUAGCUAGCACCGUUAGCAUCAACUGUGUUGUCAGCUGGAGGACCUCGCUCACUUCGGCCGCGUUUGCUUUAAACAUUUGCACAUUUUGGAUAUCUGUUGUCGUUCUUGUAUCGUAAUAAGAAGCUGAAACCUGCCCUGUGGAACAAUUUAUGCAGGAUUUCCUACCAUGCAAGCUACUACAAAGUGAAAGUCUGGGCAGAUGGGGUCGUAACGUUGCUUCAGAUUGAGCUUUUCCACUCUCUGGUUAGCCACUCACCUGUUAUAUAACACGCUUAGGUUACACAUGGAUGAACUGCAGUAUCAUGCCAGUCGCUAAGGACUAGGAAGAAGUGUGAGAGGUGAUCUUCCCAACCUUGGAUGCACAGACUGCGUACGGAUGUAAGAAAUUGGAUCUUUGUAUAAAUGCACGUAACUGCAUGCAGAUUUAGGACCCUGGCCUGAUGGAAAAGAGAGACAGGAAGCCUGGAUAUUUUGCCAGGCUGAAAAAGCGGAAACAGAUCAAGGGGAACCAAUCGGAGAAGAAUGUGACUGAGCCGAACCCGACAAUCAUCUCCUGUCCUGACAGCGACCCCAACAAGAAGACAGAGCUGCAGAGAGUGACAGGAAAGCCAGAUGAUGGCUGUAAAGUUAACAGUAAGGCAAAGAUGGAGAAGACAAGGCCACCGGGGACAGUGGAGUUCAUUGUGGGACCUGAUGAUUCCCUCAACAGCAUCGCACUCAAGUUCAAUAUCACCCCAAAUAAACUGGUCCAGCUGAACAAGCUGUUUUCUCACAGCAUCUACCCCGGGCAGAAGCUGUUUGUUCCUGAUGUGAGCCAGUCAGAAACUGACCUCAAGUCUCCGAGUUCCUCUGAGCCAACCACUAACAACGUGUCAGAGAAGUCAUCACAUAACGGCGCUCUAAACUGCAGGUCGGCAAAGGCCCUCCGCCGUGAGCUCUCCCCGAACUCAGAGGACGAGAGUCCGCUGACGGUCAAAUUCAUAAAGAUGAGCUGCAAGUAUUUCACCGAUGGCAUGGGUGUUGUUGGAGGCGUGUUAAUUGUGACGCCCAACAACAUCAUGUUUGACCCCCACAAGUCAGACCCCCUGGUGAUCGAGCACGGGUGCGAGGAAUACGGCCUCAUCUGCCCGAUGGAGGAGGUCGUCUCUGUAGCGCUGUAUGAUGACGUGUCGCGCAUGAAGCUCAAGGACGCUCUGCCAUCAGACCUACCCCAGGAUCUGUGUCCUGUGUACAGGCCUGGGGAGUGGGAGCAGCUGCCAUCAGAGCAGGAACUAAACCCCUUCAGCCGCUAUGAAGCUCUGGAUCCCAAACGACCAAUAGUUCUGGAUGAAAUUGAAUCAACUCUCUCUGAAACUGUGAGUACAGUGGGUGAGCAGACGGAGAAGUCUCCAUCAGAUGAGGGCUUUACCGAACUGGAGCCGACUAUUAACGGGAGCACAGACGAGGUAGAGGGACCAUCCUCCAAAACACUCAGCAGUGACCAACAUGAACUGCUAGAACCGAGCGGUCCAGGCCAGGGAGAGUGCCAGAACCAAACUCAAGGGAAGCUGGAUGAUGAAGAUGAAGGUGUAGCUCAGAACAGCUCCAUCGAUGGAGAGUCUAUACAGUCCUUCUUAGAGACUGAAAAACAGGGUGACUUGCAUGAUAAACCUAGAACCCAGGUGGUAACUGAAACCAAAGAUGCAAAAUGUGAAGGAACUGAAGAGCUGCUAAAUGGUGUGGAUGAUAAAAUAACAAGUGCACCAGUGAACCAAAACAGGAGGCAGAGUCUGAAGGAGGCGUCGGAGGUUCACGAGAAGUCUGACCCAGACAGACCUGCGGAGGGGGAUGAACUCGGUGAGGAGGAGAGGCAGAAGGAAAACUACGAGGCGGAGAUAAAGUCCUGGCUGCUGCAGAGAAUGCAGGCUCCAAUAGAAGCCAUGCUUUUCUCAUCAGAGGAGAAGAGCAAAAACCCGCCCAUGUUCCUCUGCUUCAAAGUUGGAAAGCCAAUGCGGAAGUCCUUUGCCACUUGCAUGACAUCUAGUCCCGCACACUCAUUCGGGAGCCGAGGAAAGCAGCCAGAGUAUUGGUUUGCUGUGCCACAGGAAAGGGUGGACGAUCUGUAUGCCUUUUUCGUUCAGUGGUCCCCAGAUGUGUAUGGGAAGGAGGCUCGAGAGCAGGGCUUUGUUGUGGUGGAGAAGGAUGAGCUGGACAUGAUCGAUAAUUUCUUCAGCGACCCUGCGUCUUGCAGCUGGGAGAUCAUCACCAUUGAUGAGGCUAAGCGUAGGCAGAGUUUUGGCAGCAUCGACGGAGACUUUUCUAUGGAUGCACUGCCCAUGCUCAGUGAUACAAGUGAUCUGCUGCAGGACACACACAUUGAGAAGCUGGCCUGUCGUUUGCCUGCCCGUGUGCAGGGCUAUCCAUGGAAACUGGCCUACAGCACAGAGAAACAUGGGACCAGUCUGAAGACUCUGUACAGGAACCUAGCAGAUGUCGACAGUCCUGUGCUACUGGUCAUCAAAGACAUGGAUAACCAGAUAUUUGGGGCAUUUUCGACUCAUCCCUUCAGAGUGAGCGAGCACUGCUACGGCACUGGGGAGACCUUCCUUUACAGCUUCUGCCCUGAAAUCAAGGUGUACCGCUGGACAGGGGAGAACUCCUACUUUGUGAAAGGCAAUACUGAUUCACUGCAGAUGGGAGGAGGAGGUGGUCAGCUGGGUCUGUGGCUGGACGCCGAGCUGUACCGAGGCACGACCACCAAAUGUGCCACCUUUAACAACCAGCCGCUGUCCUCCCAGCAGGACUUCAACAUCCACAGUCUGGAGGUCUGGACCUUCGAGUAACCUCAUCUUCUCCAUCUAAAGUCACUCUCCCUAAACCUUAAACACCACCCAAUUCUAUUAUGCACCACUUGGCGGCAAACCUAAGUACCCACAAACGACGCUAAAUGUUCUGCGAGUGAAGUUCAGAAGGUCCUAGUGGCGCUGUGCUGACUGAUGGCAGAGCUGUCAGUCUUCUGUAGCCUGUUUUUGAAGUGGGUUUGUUGAUCAGGUGGGGUGACGAGUUUAUGCCUGGUUCACCAUCCGUUCAAAGGUGAAGAUGGAAGGGAAUGUUUUUGCUCUUGGUUCAUUGGCUGCCUUAGACAUCAGACAAAGCCUCCAGCUUCCCCAGCAUGCAGAGACUGCCUUACCACCAUAAGCUUGUGAGGAGAGAAUGGCUGCUUUUUCUUUUCUUUUUUUGACCCUGUGGCUGUGAGGACUAAAGAAGCCGAUCUGCUGAUGAUACUGUUGAGAUGACCCCCAAAAGAGCUGAUUUUUAAGUCUUUACUGAAAGAACAGGAGUCCCACAAUACUAUAUGUUGAUUGAAUAAUUGUUGAUAUAAUUUGUAUUUUGAGGAAUGUACAGAGAAUGGCUCUUUUUCUUUCUUUUCCUUUUUUUUUGAACUUCAAAAGUUCAGAUCCUCCGCCAUCAAAUUAAGCUUCAGUGUGUGUGUGUGUGUGUGUGUGUGUGUGUGUGUGUGUGUGUGUGUGGGGGCGGGCGUGUUUACAGAGAAAGUGUUCACUUGCCAUGGAGCACUUGUUGCGAACGCUGUCUUUAAUCUCUUGUUGUUUUGGAGUUUUUCCAAGUGAAAUGAACGAAUUUUGUUUGCAUUUCCUCACAACUGCAUAUAAUGUUCACAUUCCCUGUCCAGUCCAAAACAGCUGGUAGAGCCAGGAAACAUUUGCAGUGACCAAAUAUGUUCUGUUUAAUGAAUUAAUUUCAUAUUUGUCAUGUCAUUUUAUAAAUAUAUUUUUGCAUUCUGUUUUUACAAAGAAUGUUUGCUUUAUUUUUACAGUUUUCUUUACAAAAAUUUUGCUUUGUUUUUGUUUUGUUCUGUUGACUUUUUUUCAGUAUUGCACUUUGCCUGAUAAUUUAGUUAUUUUGACUAAUUUGUGGUCAGUGUCGUUCAGAGACUUGCAGCCAGUAGAAGUUUAACAUGAUGUCACUUUGCACUGCAGGAUAAAUUGACAGUCCGUGUGGUGUUGUGCCCUAAAGCUUUUCUACAAUGUAAAUUUGUUACUGAAUGUCACGGAAGGAGGGAAUCUGCCUGUCCAACCUCCUUUAAAAAGGGAUGAGAAAGGGAUACUUUUUUUUUUUUUUUGCACAAUGACCUGCCACUAACUAAAGAUUCAGAUCUACUAACACAGGAAGGAAAUGUCCAUUUAUGCCCGUUGUAUCUGAUACAGGCUUGUAGUGCAUGAAUAUGCAAUACUGCAACUGUCUGACACCACUGAUGAGGAUCCCUGCCGUACUAUAUUCACUAAUGUGGUUAGCGCUUCAUGUGCAAAUGAGCUUGGUUGUCUUCAGCUGUUCAGUGUUGUAGCUGUGAAGUAUUAUUUCUUGUGAAUCCCAAACUGCUGUGUUCUGUGAUAUCAUGAUCUAUUUAUUGUGUUGUCACUGCAACUACAUUUAAAAUUAAAUAAAUGUUAAAUAUAUACAUA